Molecule: messenger RNA, 1314 nt
Organism: Gambusia affinis (western mosquitofish)
Lineage: Eukaryota; Metazoa; Chordata; Actinopteri; Cyprinodontiformes; Poeciliidae
Exons: 2
Coding region: 229-867 (212 amino acids)
Source: RefSeq, a predicted model, not a curated record
UCUCAUAUUUAUUUCUUUUAAAAUGUUUCUUCCAUCAGGUUCCAGAUGUCUGCAGAGAAACCGUCACCUUUAACUAAGAACCUGAAACCUUGAGGAGAGAGAAACUAAAACUGGUUUAAAUAUUACUGACAGACUAUAGAUCUAUCAUAAAGGUGCUAGUAAUCAUGUAUAAACAUGUUAGUAACCAUAGCAACCAGUCUGUGAUGAGCUCCUGUCUCUUUCUCAUGCAUGCCAUCUUGUUUUCCACCUCAGAUUAGAUCCAGUUGUCUCUGUGUUUCCUCUGCGUUCCCAGGUCUGCUGGUUGAGCCGCUCAUCUUCCUCUCUUCCUCCACUGACGGGGUUUCCACAGGCAGAAAGCAGGGGUCUGAGCUCCUCAUUGGAUCAAAUUUCAGCAUCAUGUGCUCCAUCAGACCUCAGUAUGAAGGCGGCUCCUUCCAGCUCAUCUUCAGCACCUCUAACUACACUCAGAACCACACCCUGCCAGCUGUUAAUCACUCCGCCCUCUUCCUGUUCUCUGCUGCUGGCCACGCCCACCAAGGAACCUACCGCUGCGUUUACCACGUCUACGUUUUCUCCUAUAACUUCUCCUCUAUGAGCCAGCCUCUCAACCUCACUGUCUCAGGUAAACUCAUGGAGUCCAUCAGGAAAAGUUCUGCUUCAGUUUCAGCCUAUCUCACUGCUUUGAUCAUCAGACUGGUUGUCGUCCUGCUGGGUUUGCUGGGAUCAGUCCUGGUCCUCUACUUUAAGGUACUGCAUGUAUCAUGCAUGAUGUGUUCAGUUGGGAAAGUUCUUGCAUUGAAGCUGAACCAUCCUCUGUUUCCAGGCCAAGAGAAACCAGAAGUCUGGACCAGAAAACAACCAUCAUGAUGAAGGAUCCAGAGCUGAAGGCAGCUUAGAGGAGGAGACUGCAGUCUGAAGGAACCAGGAGAAAAUGAUCUUCAUUUCACAUCCACAGGAAGGAGCAGAGAGAUGUUUCAGACUCCUGGAAAUCUAUCCGUCUAUGUAUCUAUGAUAAAAUGUCUCUGUGCUCCUGCAGCAGGAAGGAAGUUCAACAUUCAGAAAUUUGUAUCUGGACUAAACCUACUUAAGUAAAACUUAUAUAAGAAGGGAACACAAAACAUUCAACAAACAAAAUAUAACAGAAAACCCACUUCAUCAAAAUCUGAUCUUCAUCAACCUUGCAAGGAUAACAUAUGAUAGAAUAUUUAGGGGUCAAAGGUCAGGUAGCCAAUUCCACUCAGGCCUUGAACCCAGCUUGUGUCCUUGUCUUAGUUGGGUUAUGAAUUGUUAUGACAAAUGUAAUAUAGUUCAUCC